This is a messenger RNA of Colletotrichum lupini, 3675 nucleotides long. Its product is annotated as WW domain-containing protein. The record is from RefSeq and is a predicted model, not a curated record. NCBI's taxonomy places the organism in Eukaryota, Fungi, Ascomycota, Sordariomycetes, Glomerellales, Glomerellaceae. The transcript has 17 exons. Gene Ontology annotation, cellular component: nucleus. The coding region runs from base 1 to 3675 and encodes 1224 amino acids. Gene Ontology annotation, molecular function: RNA polymerase binding; transcription coregulator activity.
AUGAAAGCUGAACAAGCGCCAACGACUAGCCGCAGUCACUUGAUCAACAUGCAGAUCCUCCGGCCAAUUGUCCCGAGCUGGCUGCAGACGCGGGAACCUCUGGAAGCUGCCUUAUCUUAUCGGAUGCCCGAAGAUUCUCCGCCUCAAUUCCGCUCCUCACAUCAACACCUCCGAAAAUCAACAACUUUAUCUAUGCUCAAGUCAACGUACAAGCCGACCGCAAAUACUGCGACACCUCUUCCUCUGCUUCCCGGAUGGACAGAGCACACUGCGCCAAGCGGACAUAAGUACUACCACAACAGCCAAACACAAGAAUCGACAUACACAAGACCCAGUGCCCCGGACGCUGCUGCUGCACCUUCAACGGCUUCGACGAGCUUCUUCCAAUAUCAGACCGUUACCCAACUCUCCGAUCCCAACGUCGCAAACGCAUAUCUUGCACAAUACAAUGCGCAAAACCAGCCUCUGCCUCAGCGAGGAGGUUUCGGUCACGGAGGCAGGGGAGGUAGGGAUGUACGCCCGCGUCCCGAGCCGGUGGACAAACCGAAAUCUAAGGUGCCGAUCCCCGGAUGCGAGCCCUGGUUACUAGUCGACACAAAGUACGGGCGCCGCUUUGUCUAUAAUCCCGAGAAAAAUGCUAGCUACUGGCGCAUUCCAGAAAAGCUUACGGCUGGUAUCUUGGAGGUGGACAAGGCCAGAAUCCGCGAGAAAGCUGGGAUCAGAAGUGUCGCAGAGACAGACAAGGAGGGACCACCGACAGCCCAAGCUCGACCAACACUAGAUGCUACGGAACCCACGACCUACGACAACAACGAGGACAGCUCAGAGUACGAGGAGGUUGAGGUUACGGAUGACGAAGUAGAGGACCAAGAUGGGGAGGACGGACCUGCUUCCAAGCGCCAGCGUACAGAAGAUCCGGCCGAUGACGCGCCUGUAGAAUUCAGCGAAGCGGACAUCGCAUUUCAACUGCAAGCAAUGGGCGAUGCCUACGGACUAGACCCCGGAGAAUAUGACGACGGGAAUAUGGACGAGUGGCCUGAAGGUGCAGAGGGGGUCGAGUUCUCACAAGAAGACGCCGCCGCGUUGUUCCGAGAUUUACUAGAAGACUUCAACAUCAGUCCCUACAGCACGUGGGAGAAACUGAUUGAGGAUGGACACAUCAUUGAGGAUCCGAGAUACACAAUUCUCAAUACGAUGAAGGCACGCAAGGAGACCUGGUCGGAGUGGACCAAGGACAAGAUCAAGGAAAUCAAGGAACGUCGGGCCAAAGAAGAGAAGAAGGAUCCGCGGAUACCGUACAUGACGCUACUGCAGGAGAAAGCGUCACCCAAGCUCUUUUGGCAAGAGUUCAAGAGGAAACAUCGGAAAGAACCAUCCAUGACGGACCCCUACAUCAAAGACAAGGACCGUGAGAAGUGGUAUCGCGAGCACAUCAACCGUCUCAAAAUGCCCCAAGCCACACUCAAGGCAGAUCUCGCCACGCUUCUGAAGUCACUGCCACUUUCUGCACUGAACAACAAAACGAACAUGUCGCACCUACCACCGCAGCUGCUCGUCGACAUCAGAUACAUCUCUCUGCAGCCACAAGUGCGGGAUCCUAUGAUCGCGACCUACAUACAGACUCUGGGACCACCUCCAGAGGGUGACGCGGCCGAGCAAGAGGAUAAAGCGACGCGCAAGGCUCGGGAAGCUAGAGAUCGGAGAGAAAAGGCACUGCAUGAGCACGAAGAAAAGGUCGCAGAGCAAAAGAGGAGACAGCAGCGAAGCCUCGAAAUGGGCAAGGCCCGACUUCGAGAGGAAGAGCGUGAAAUCGAACGAGCAAUGCAGGUUGGCAAGCGAGGUUUACAGAGCCAGCUGGCCAACUUGGAAUUCCAGCAAACCAGACGGCGUGCUUUUGAAAAUCAACGUCAAUCUUUCGUGUCUCUUCCCGUUGAUGUAUCGCUCCGCCGACUGCUGCAGGAACCGGGUUUCAUGCACGACCACAAUGAGGUCUUUCUCACCAUCCGAGCCUCUCAUCAUAUCCAACUUGACUCGAGCCUCGCAGACGCGUCAUGCAGACCUCCCAACGGAUGCAGACCAACAGUCUUGGACGGAACCAUCAUCCAUGGGUUGAUCAGCGCAGUCAUCGUAGGAACCGUCAUUCCCUGCUCCGCCAUCCCUUUUUACCGCGAGCAGAAACAUACUUUGAGACUCGAUCGACUGAAAAUCGGCGGCGCGCCCAUUGGCUCGUCGGCCACGUCGGUCAUCUCGACGAAGUACCAGGCGAUGGAGCAUAAUGCCAUGUCAAUUAACUUUGGUGUUCCGAGUGUCUGCUUUUCGAACCAAUACGUCAGCGCAAUUACACACAUCAUGGGCGCAACAACACUCACAGUAUUUGGCGUCAUCGCCUUGGCGCAACAAUUUCCCGGAAAUUUCCCUGGCAAUGGCAACGGCAACGGCAACGGAAAUGGGUUUGGAAAUGGCAACGGCGGCAACGGUUUCGGAGGAAACUUCAACAAUUUUGUCGGCUUCAACAUUCAGGAGGCGAUGCACACAAGAAGAAUCCACGGCAUAUUAGGAACAAUCGCCUUCGUCAUCGUGUUUCCCAUCGGCUCGAUCGCCAUGAGGAUCAUUCCCGGACGCUUCAGCUGGCUUAUCCACGGUCUCAUCCAGAUGGCCGGCUUCGUUCUCUACAUCGCUGCUGCCGCACUGGGUAUCAAGUUGACGCAGCAAGUCACAUUUGGUGGAACAAGUUUGUAUGAGAUCAGCACCAUUAACUUCCACCCAAUUAUCGGCCUUGUCCUCCUGGCCAUCUUCUUCUUUCAACCCAUUUUCGGCUACAUCCAUCAUGUUCAAUUCAAGAGGUACGGCAUCCGUCAAAUCUGGUCACACAUCCACCUGAUCAUUGGCCGCCUCCUCAUUCCGCUCGGCAUCAUCAACGGCGGUCUUGGCCUAUACAUCUCUAACUCUCCCAAAGAGUUCAAGAUCGCCUACGCCAUUCUCGCUGCCGUAUUUGGCAUUACAUGGAUCUUCGUCUCGGUCAUCAGCGAGAGCCGUCGCAGCCGCCAACCGGCCGUGGUGGUCGUCGAGGAACACAAGCUCAGGAAACGGUCCCAUGGUCGCAACAGCGGAAGCCGGGGCUCGAUAAACGUGCCACAUCGGUCGCAGCAGGUUGACUCAUGGUGGCGAUCGGACGAGCUACCGAAGCGAACUUUUUUUGUAGUUGGCGAGAAAGCAAAGGACUGGCGUUUCGAAUGUCUUUAUCUUGACAGAGAGUAUGCAUAUCACAUGCCAGAAGUUGCCUUUGGAAAUGGCCGACUAUCUUGUGACUACAAGUCUUCAACUCCUAACGCUACCUUCAACCUUCUCGGCCUUACGCUGUUGCCUUGUGGGAUCACAUGGAAUCUGAACAAGACCUUUCUGGUAUCACAGAUUAUACCAAUGUGGCUGAAGCUUUGGGUAAUGUACAAUGAAGAUAGUCGUGUCAGAAACGACUGGGAAGCGUCGCUAGGCACGACUUCAAUUGAAAAGUUCUGCAUCUACAACAGAUGGCUCGAGAUCAUUUCGCACAUCAAGUCCUUGAAGUACUUGGCAAUAUACAGUUUCCUAUCCAAGACACCGGGACAUGGUGCAGCUUGGAGUACAGAGAAGUUCUUGCCCAAUUGUCAUAAUGCUACAACUAGGCGGAUUUCAUGA